AUGCGGAUCAACUCGAAGUCGAUAUCAAACAACUGGUCAUUGGAACGAUAUUCGAUUUUUUGUUGUGAAGCAUUUUGGAAUGAACCGGCAGAUUUGCCAACUGCGCGGUAUGUUAUUGGUCAAAUGACCACAAAUGGAUCAACAACGUUGUAUGUUCUGGCCUCCGACAUACUUCGAAAAACAUGCGAGGAGCCGAAAUCUUCGAAGGAUAUCAAAUUGUGCAUUUGAAAAUGAAUCCGAAUUGUCGACAAUGUUCAGUUGGUGGUUGAUUUGGUUUGACACAAUUUUGGUAUUUCAUUCCUCAACGACUACUUCAAUGGUUUCCGACGUCGUGCUUUGGCCAACAAAACCAAAUCCAACUUUGCCAACGAAUUCAAAGACAUUGAAAACAACGAGAAUCAAUUUGCUGUUUGGAUAA
Molecule: messenger RNA, 418 nt
Organism: Caenorhabditis angaria
Lineage: Eukaryota; Metazoa; Nematoda; Chromadorea; Rhabditida; Rhabditidae
Source: the annotation of a GenBank genome assembly